AUGGAAUACGAAGAAGGUAUGCUUACUUUGGACGAGUGCGACAAGAAAGCAAUCCGUAAGGUAUCACUAAAUAAAUUCUAUAAGAAAAGUACGACUUUGGGAAGAGGUUACUUCGGAAUCGUACGAAAAAUUGUCCACAAGAAGACUGGACUGUCGUACGCAGCAAAGUACAUUAAAAAGAACAAAUCGGAAGAGAAUUGGUUAGAGGCGAUCCACCACGAAAUAGCGGUGUUACAAAGUGUUAGCACUUUGCACAGCCAAAACCUAGUCCAUAUGGACAUAAAAUCAGACAAUAUACUGUUAUCGGAACCGGAUUCUUUUGAUAAUAUAAAAUUAUGUGACUUCGGCCUUGCGAAGUGUUUGGAAUCGGGUAAGGAAGUGAGAACGACACAAGGAACUUUGGAUUAUGUUCCACCAGAAGUGCUGAAGCAGAAGCCGAUCACGAAAAAAUCUGAUGUCUGGUCGAUCGGUGUUCUCACAUAUUACCUUGUUAGCGGAUAUACGCCUUUUACAGUCAAAACAGAUUUUAAAACGAUGACGAACAUUGAGAACGGUAUUUUGGAAUUUGGCGAAGAAUCAUUUCGUUCCAUUUCGGUGGAAUGUAUUGAUUUUAUCAAAUCAAUGCUUGUUGUUGAUCCAGACUUGAGACCAACAGUGGAUGAAUUGCUGCAGCACGCAUGGUUUUCAACUGACAUAUAA
Molecule: messenger RNA, 699 nt
Organism: Nicrophorus vespilloides
Lineage: Eukaryota; Metazoa; Arthropoda; Insecta; Coleoptera; Silphidae
Product: serine/threonine-protein kinase 17A-like
Exons: 2
Coding region: 1-699 (232 amino acids)
Biological process (GO): intracellular signal transduction; positive regulation of apoptotic process; protein phosphorylation
Cellular component (GO): nucleus
Molecular function (GO): ATP binding; protein serine/threonine kinase activity
Source: RefSeq, a predicted model, not a curated record